AUGGCAAACCGUCCUACUCGGACGCGGGGACUAACACUUCAGCAUCAGCAGCAACAGUCAAGGGCUAGGUGGACAACACCUCUUACUGAAAUACUUGUAAACUUAAUGGUGGAUCAAGUACACAAAGGGAACAGAAAAAAUCAUAAUUUUGGCAAGAAAGCAUGGAAGUAUAUGUGUGAUGAGUUCCAUAAGAGAACAGGUCUGAAAUGGGACAAGGAGCAACUGAAGAACCGAGGUGCAGUUUUGAGGAGGAUCUAUGUUACAGUUACUUCACUUCUUGAUCAAAGUGACUUCAGUUGGGACGAAUCCACAGGGGCUAUUGUAGCCAGUGAUGAAGUGUGGGCUGAAUAUGUCAGGGAACAUCCUGAUGCCGAGACCUUAAAAGUCAGUGGCUGCCCAAUUUAUAAAGAGCUGUGCACCAUAUUUUCAGAACCACCAACAAACGGGAAACAUGACCAUCCAGCUGAACACGAGGGUGGGGAUCCAAAUUCUUGUCCACCGGAGCAAGAAGUGUCCUCAUCAGAUUCUGAGGAAGCAAAUGAUGCCGUCAAUGAUCAAGAAACAAUUCAACCUAGUACACCUAGCACUACUGGCAUCCGUAAAAGAGGGCGCAAGGGUAUUGAUGAUGCUAUUGCAGGAGCUAUAUUGGAGAUGGCAGCUGCAUCAAAGCUGAGGACAGCUGCUACACAGCAACAUAAUGCUAGAUACACCAUAGCUAAUUGUAUUGCAGAAUUGGAUAAGAUGCAAGGUGUUGAUGAGCAAGUCUAUUUUGCUGCGCUUGAUCUGUUCAACAAACCCAUUGCAAGGGAGGUGUUCUUGUCUCUCAAAGGUGAAAAACGCUUGAUUUGGUUGCUUAGGAAGUGCACAUCAGAUCCCGUUCUCUAG
Messenger RNA from Prunus armeniaca (apricot), 885 nucleotides. Lineage: Eukaryota; Viridiplantae; Streptophyta; Magnoliopsida; Rosales; Rosaceae. The record is from the annotation of a GenBank genome assembly.